Messenger RNA from [Candida] anglica, 1633 nucleotides. The record is from the annotation of a GenBank genome assembly. Lineage: Eukaryota; Fungi; Ascomycota; Pichiomycetes; Serinales; Debaryomycetaceae.
CCAAACACCAUUUAUAAAUCAACAAUCUGUAAUGUUGGGUAGAAACAUUGCCAAGGCUUGCCGGGCCUCUUCCACCAGGAAGUUUGUUCAACAUAAACUGUUGUUCAGCACCAUCAACCGUCAAUACGCUACUGCUGAAAGUAAACCAGCUGAAUUUACCAAUGCAAUGGGUCAACCUCCACAAAGAUACUCUUCCGAACCAGGUAUGUUUGGAAAGACUACCUUCACUGAAGUUAUGGAUGAAGUUGAUAUGACAUGGAAGAAAGAUGAUGACCCAAAGCAUGUUGCUAAGCAAAACACAAAAAUUAGACAUUUCACCAUUAACUUUGGUCCUCAACAUCCAGCUGCUCACGGUGUGUUACGUUUAAUUCUUGAACUUCAUGGUGAAGAAAUUGUUAGAGCUGAUCCUCAUGUUGGUCUUCUUCACAGAGGUACUGAAAAGUUGAUUGAAUCAAAGACAUAUAUGCAAGCUCUUCCAUACUUUGACAGACUUGAUUAUGUUUCUAUGAUGACCAAUGAAUUAGUCUUUGCUCUUGCAGUUGAAAAAUUAUUGAAUGUCGAAGUUCCUCUUAGAGGUAAGUAUAUCAGAACUCUUUUCGGUGAAAUCACCAGAGUUCUUAAUCACUGUAUGUCUGUGUUAUCCCAUGCUAUGGAUGUCGGUGCAUUGACUCCUUUCCUUUGGGGUUUCGAAGAAAGAGAAAAGUUGAUGGAAUUCUAUGAAAGAGUUUCUGGUGCUAGAUUACAUAGUGCUUACGUUAGACCAGGUGGUGUUUCCCAAGAUUUACCAGUAGGUCUUUUGGAUGACAUUUAUAUGUGGGCCACCCAAUUCGGUGACAGAAUUGAUGAAACAGAAGAAUUGUUGACUGAUAACCGUAUCUGGCAAGCUAGAACCAAGGACGUUGGUGUUGUCACCGCCGAAGAUGCCUUGAACUAUUCCCUUUCCGGUGUCAUGUUGAGAGGUUCUGGUAUUCCUUAUGAUAUUAGAAAGGCUCAACCAUAUGAUGCUUAUGAAUUGGUUGAUUUCGAUAUUCCAGUUGGUUUCAACGGUGAUUGUUACGAUCGUUAUCUUAUAAGAAUGUCUGAAUUCAGACAAUCUUUAAGAAUCAUUGAACAAUGUAUUAACGAUAUGCCAUCUGGACCAGUUAAAGUAGAGGACUACAAGGUGGCACCACCACCAAGAUCAUUAAUGAAGGAAGAUAUGGAAGCAUUGAUCCACCACUUCUUGUUAUUCACAAAGGGUUACGCCGUUCCUCAAGGUGAAACUUACACUGCCAUUGAAGCUCCAAAGGGUGAAAUGGCUGUUUACGUUGUUUCAGACGGUUCUGAAAGACCAUACAGAUGUAAGAUUAGAGCCCCUGGUUUCGCUCAUUUGGGUGCAUUUGACCACAUUGCUAGAGGAAACUUGUUGGCAGAUGCUGUUGCCAUCAUUGGUACCAUGGAUUUGGUCUUCGGUGAAGUUGAUCGUUAAGAAGGAUGAAGUAGGGGAAGAAGAGGACUAAAUUCAUAAUUGCAUUUUGUUUCAUUCAAAAAGAUAUAGAAUAAACAGAUAACCGUAUAUUUAUGGGUCAUAUGAAUGACUUGCCAUUGAUAGUAUGAUUUUCAAAAUCCUUGUAUCAAAUACAAUAAAUUACAG